Molecule: messenger RNA, 1586 nt
Organism: Oncorhynchus tshawytscha (Chinook salmon)
Lineage: Eukaryota; Metazoa; Chordata; Actinopteri; Salmoniformes; Salmonidae
Product: transmembrane protein 119
Exons: 2
Coding region: 368-943 (191 amino acids)
Biological process (GO): positive regulation of osteoblast proliferation; ossification; positive regulation of bone mineralization
Cellular component (GO): plasma membrane
Source: RefSeq, a predicted model, not a curated record
CUAGGCCCUGCCCCCCCAUCACAUUAGAAUACUGCCUAACAAGAACAAUCUGUGUGGAGCCAAGGAGCCCAGUCCUUUUCUGGGAAGCAAGGCAGCCAGAGAGGGAGGAGGGGAGGAAAGGAGAGGGGGAAGGAGGGAUUUGUCCCGAUGGCAAAGAACUUUACGUUUGAUUUUUUUCUGUGCCGAUCAGAGAAACCUCCAGUCUGAAAUCUGAAACUGUAGAAUUAUUGUUGGAGGAGGUGAGUCAGGCGCGUUUUCCCAUCCUCUCAGUUCAUUUUCCCAUCCAUUUUCCUCAAACUCAAAGCAUCCACAGUUCUAGAGGAGCCUUUUCUGUGUGUGACCACUUCUGUGGAUGGUCCUAUAGGAGAUGACGUUCCUCAUGGAACUUCAUCUGAUUGGUCUGUUGGUGACGCUGUGGUCCAGCAGCCCCAGUCUGGCCACACCCCUCCCUUUCAACAUUUCAUUGGAGGGAAGUGCAGAGGGGGAGGAGCUAGACAUCCUCAUUGACACGCCUUCCCCACCUGCCACCAGUGGCCCUGCCUCGGAGUCCUCAACCACCUCACAUGGCUCCACCCACGUAGAGCACUUCUUGCUCAGCCAAAUGGUUCACUUCCUGCAGGAUAACCUGUUCCUCAUCCUAGUUCUCUUCACACUCUUCAUCACUAUCUUCCUCAUCCUCUGCUGUGCUUACAUCAUGAGCCGCAAACGAAAGAUCAAUGCCUACUACCCCUCGUCCUUCCCCUCUAAGAUGUACGUGGACCAGAGGGACAAGACCGGAGGUACCAAGCUUUUCAAUGAGUUGCCAGAGAAACCCUCCAACCGGCAGCAGGCUGAGCCAGUCGACUCCAGCAAGAAGCUCCAUCAUGACAUCAUGAAGGCAGCCAGUGGGAAAAGAGGGAAAAGACCCCACACAGAUAUCUGCAGCAGCAGAGAAAAGUCAUGAGGUGAAUGUUCAGGCUGUGGGAGAAAUAAUAGAGAAAGACAAUCAGUCAUCAAAUCCACCAGAGCUGAGUGAGGAGGAGGUAUGCCAGCUCUCAGUCAAUGAAGCCCAACAUAGCAGCUGCCCUGAGCAGUCAGAAAUCCUUCCGGAACAGACAGGCCUAAAAAAGGAUGAUGAGUCAUUCACAUGAGCUGAGUCUCCAUCUGGCCAAGGGCACUCACAGGCUCAGCAUGAAAAGGACAGGCAAGAGGACUCCACUGUCACACCGUCUAUUCCGUUGAUCACUGGAGAGAAAACAGCACUUUUGCAGUGCUCUCGACACUGUGUUUGAUCUCAAUGGUUUGGACCAAUUUUGCAUGAGUGACAAUCUUUAAAGGCAAACCAGUCAGCUUUGUUUAGUGCUCUUUGGAUUUAACAAAUGUCUGUUCAGUUAUAUGUAAUCAUAUACUUGAUUUACUUCUGUUUCCCAGUAGCCAUCUUUCAAUGAGUCUCCCUAAAAGUACAACACUAUGUAACCUGCCAUCUUUCAAUGUGUCUCCCUAAAAGUACAACACUAUGUAACCUGCCAUCUUUCAAUGUCUCUCCGUAAAGGGUUAACACUAUGAAACCUGACCACACACCCCUAUAUAUGCUGUCUUGUUUGAUG